AAUAGAAAUUUGAUUACUAGAAUUGAAACUGGGGCAUGCUGCCUCAAGGUGCUAAAGCCACAACCGCUAUGGCAAUUACGAUUGAUUGACAGAUCAACGGAGAGAAAGCGAGAUUGGGGAAGGUGGCCGCCGGCGUCGUCACUCCUCCGUCGGAGCACGAAGGAGUUCUGAAGAACUUUCGUGAGAAAAUCUCUUAAUUUUCGUUUCUCCGCAGCGAAUUUUGUUAGGAUAGGGGAAAAGAUGGAGAAAACUGGCCAACCCUUCCGUCCACAGCGAGGAGGAAGAAGAGGAACAGUCAGAACAACUCGCUCUUCUUCUUCUUCUUCUUCUUUUGGAAGUGAAUUCCAAUCCAGGCCUUCUUCAAGACCCGGCCCUCCCAAUCACAACAACAGUUUCAUCGUUCGCAGAUCGGACAACAACAAUCUUCCCAGCAAAGAUUACCAGAGAAACAAAAGGGUCCAACAUCAACAGCAACAAGAAGAAGACGAUAUAAUGCCCUCUUCUUCCUCCUUAGUCGGAACUUGCCCUUUUAUGUGCCCCGUUGAAGAAAGAAUGCAACGUGAGCGCUUACGAGAUUUAUCUGUCUUUGAGAGGUUGAAUGGGAAUCCUGGGAAAACAUCUCCAAGUCUUGCUGUCAAGAAGUUUUGCAGAACAAUAUCCACAAAGCAUGUGCAAGCUUCAGAUAUACGGCCUCUACCCAUUCUGCAAGAUACUUUAAACUACCUUUUGAGCUUGUUGGAUUCUGAUGAACAUCCUUUUGAAGUGGUUCAUGACUUCAUGUUUGAUAGGACAAGGUCCAUAAGACAGGAUCUUAGCAUGCAAAGGAUUGGCAGCUAUCAAGUAGUUCAGAUGUUUGAGAAAAUGGUUGAAUUUCAUGUUAGAUCCCAUCACAAGCUUCGAAGGUGCAGUGGAGAUCCGAAUAUUUCUUCAAUGUAUCACCUCAACCUGGAGCAGCUUACAAAGGCUCUGACGUCUCUAUAUGAUCUCUAUGAAGCAAACAGGAAUUCCCAGCCCAUUUAUGAGAAUGAAGCAGAAUUUCGUUCACUUCAUGUGCUGCUUCAUCUUGGUUCUGACAGAAAACCAAUGGGAGAAUCACUGUCGCUGUGGUUUCGUCUUGUGUCUUCUCCCAUCAUGAAAUCUAAGGAAAUGUGCUUUGCCAGAAGAGUUUUAAGGUUCUAUCAUUUGGGCAAUUACAAGCGCUUCAUCUAUACUACAGCCGCUGAAGCAUCCUCUCUUCAGUAUUGCAUUGUUGAACCAUUCAUUAACGAGAUUCGGGCAUUUGCGGUGUCCUGUGUGAAUUAUGGAGGUUACAAGCUUCAUCCUUAUCCACUGUCAGACUUAUCCAAACUCUUGAUGAUGAAGGUAUCGGAUGUGGAAUCAUUGUGCCAUGAUUGUGGUCUUGAAACCUCCACAGAUGAAGCAGGGAAUAGGUUCUUACCCACCAAGCAAACAAGUUUUUGCCAUCCAAGGGGAGGGUUCCAGAACUAUGGUCUAGUGGGUUUAAAAUUCCUUUAGAGCUAAUAUUUAUGCAUAAAGGUGCCAAUGUGCGAGCUUCAUUACCAGAGUAGCAGGUAACAAAAUUCAGAUUUUACUGUUCCUUAGGGCUGCUGAAGCCAGAAGAUGUAUGGCUGUGAGAUGUGAAUUUAUUGUCUCUUGGAAAUCUGGUUUGAUUUUGUUGUGUGGUACUUUGAGAGAUGUAGUAGUAAAGAUAGAAGCAGGGUGGGCUGCGGGGGCACCCGUUCAGGUGGAGCAGGGCAGCUUGAAGGCUUUGCUUCUUGAUUCUAAUCAUUUAGAAGCAUUCACUGUGAUCUAGAAUAUAUGCAUGUGUGUGUGUUUUCUUCAGCCCCAUCUGUAUGGAAGACAUGUAUCCGUAUUUGUAUCAUUUAUAAAAGAUGAGAUGUAGAAA
Diospyros lotus (date-plum) is the source of this 1906-nucleotide messenger RNA. Its product is annotated as SAC3 family protein C. Gene Ontology annotation, biological process: mRNA export from nucleus. Gene Ontology annotation, cellular component: cytoplasm; nucleus; transcription export complex 2. Lineage: Eukaryota; Viridiplantae; Streptophyta; Magnoliopsida; Ericales; Ebenaceae. The coding region runs from base 241 to 1515 and encodes 424 amino acids. The transcript has 9 exons. The record is from RefSeq and is a predicted model, not a curated record.